Mycena indigotica is the source of this 783-nucleotide messenger RNA. RefSeq names its product GATA-type domain-containing protein. The transcript has 2 exons. NCBI's taxonomy places the organism in Eukaryota, Fungi, Basidiomycota, Agaricomycetes, Agaricales, Mycenaceae. Gene Ontology annotation, biological process: regulation of DNA-templated transcription. Gene Ontology annotation, molecular function: sequence-specific DNA binding; zinc ion binding. The coding region runs from base 1 to 783 and encodes 260 amino acids. The record is from RefSeq and is a predicted model, not a curated record.
AUGGCAGCGCUCCCAACAGCGUCCAGUGCCCCGUUGUCUAACCUACCCCAAAAGCAGAUUCCACACCAGCGCAAGUUUGCGUCGCUCCCGCCUAUUGUCACCCUCCCGACCCCCGGCUCUAGUAUGUCUUCCGCCGGCGACCAGCAGCCCAGCCGGAGCGCUGUCAACACCCCGCCCGCGUCUACCCCGCGCACACCGCAGCUCCCCCAGCCCAGUGCAUACGUGCCGAAGUGUUACUACCCGCAGCCGCCGGACCUCAACCCGUACUCGCACUACCUGCCGGAACAGGAACCGAGCUACACGAUGCCCGACGCGCUGCCCGGCCCAGGCUCCGGCGCGUGGCCGCCCGGCAUACAGGUAGCGCACACCGACCACGCGGCGAGCAAGGUCUCUACUCACCUGCACCGCCGCUGCUUCAACUGCUGCACAACGGAGCCGCCUUCGUGGCGCCGCAGCAUCCUCUCCCCGGGCAAGGUCGUCUGCAACAAGUGCGGCCUCUAUGAGCGCAUGCACUCCCGCCCCCGCCCCGUGCGGCUUUCCCGCAAGCGCCGACUCAUCGUGGAGAGCUCGCUGCCGCAUGGCUCCGGCCUGACUGCUCCUCGCCGAAGGGCACCCCCGGGUGCGCCGUACCCACCGCCAAACUACCAUCCCCGGAUGGCGGACCCCGCGCCGACUGCCGUAGUCACUCCGCUUGUGCCGACAACAUCCGCGGCCCCCAGUCCCGCCACUACCGACGACAAAAUGGACGGCGAUGAGAGUGCGAAGGAUACCUCCAUUUCCUAA